CUCCAGACAAUGGAGAUUACAUCCCAACAAGCUCAGGAGCACAUCGAACUACGUCACAGUACCCCACCGAAGGCUCAAGGUAGCAUUUUUCGAAGCCGCAGCAAGCGCUUGUCGCGGAACGGACCUCAAGUAUUACACCAAGCAUCCCCACUCGUCACUCAAGAGAUCGUGAAGAAUGAGAAAGCGCAGCCUCCUGUUGUCGCUACCGGCACUUCCUCUUCGCCACCCACCUCCGUUCACAAGGUUGAUGGCGUCACUUCACAGCACGCCCGUAGGAUGCUUUCGUGCCCACCAGAGAAUCCUCCUGUCUCUAAGCCAUCCCCACGAGAUCUUCCCAGUGACACCUUUGAUGUCUCCACGUCGUCAACCUUCGGUGAUGGUGGCGUGGACUUACUCUUGGAACCGAGCGAGAACGUAAUAGGAGAAGGCAAUGGGUUAGCUACCCUCUACUCGAUGCUUUCAGUGGUCCGCAUGUACGCUCCUAGUCCCAUUCGCAGCCCUCCGGAAAUUCAGCCUCGACGUCGCAAUGUGGAUCCCUUCAAGAUUCCAGUCCAUCCCGAUGACGUGGCAAAAAACGGACGGCGUCGCUGUGAGACAAACCUGGUCGCUAUUUCAUCUUUGACACGAUCUCGUCGUCUUUUUCUUUUCUUUUGAUCGUUCUCUCUGGUUUUCUUUUUCUUCUCUUCUGAGAACGACAAGCCUUAUUCCUUUUCUUUUCGUUUCGUUUCUUCUUUUCUUCUCAGGAGACAGCAGACAGGUCAAAACAACAAAAAUAGGUGGGAUCGACGGUAUGCUUGGGGUUAUGGCUUCGUACGCCUUUUAUUCUUUUAUUCCUUAGAUAAGUACCAAAAACAGGGAGGGUCGCGGCCGCGCGCGGUAGUGCAUAUUUUAAUUUUAUUCGUAUUGG
Suillus subalutaceus is the source of this 907-nucleotide messenger RNA. RefSeq lists its product as uncharacterized. Lineage: Eukaryota; Fungi; Basidiomycota; Agaricomycetes; Boletales; Suillaceae. Bases 10 to 654 code for a protein of 214 amino acids. The record is from RefSeq and is a predicted model, not a curated record. The transcript is spliced from 2 exons.